AUUAAAGCCAAACACCUUUUUAGCUCUUCCAUCAUCAUUAUUCAUUCCAUAACCCUCUUGCAGUAGUCCAUUACAUCUGCCAACGGACAUAAACAAAACCAUAAUCCACCGCUUAUUCUUUUUCUGUUGCCCUUGGGAUUUUUAUCGGACACUUUCUCACCUUCCCACAACCGCACACCCACACUUCAAUGGCCAUCACGUCUCUCUCACUUCUCCAACCGUCUCUCUUCUCACCAUAUUCUUCUGCUUCUGUUUCUUCUUCUUCUUCGUCUUCUUUUUUCGGUGGGACCCAAUUCCUGGUCCACAAUAACUUCAUCUCUCUUUCUUCUUCUUCUUCUUGUACGAAAUUCAAUACAAGGGUCUCUGCGGGGCGCUUUAGAUCAGUAGUUAAUGCUUCCGGGGACUACUAUGCCACUCUUGGGAUUCCAAAGUCUGCCACUGGCAAGGAAAUCAAGGCAGCGUAUCGAAAGUUAGCACGCCAGUACCACCCUGAUGUAAACAAGGACCCUGGAGCAUUGGAAAAGUUUAAAGAGAUUAGUGCUGCAUAUGAGGUGCUAUCAGAUGAUAAAAAGAGGGCUUUGUAUGAUCAAUAUGGUGAGGCUGGAGUUAAGAGCACAGUGGGUGGGCCAUCAAAUGCUUAUACGACUAAUCCCUUUGAUUUAUUUGAGGCUUUUUUUGGUUCGAGUAUGGGUGGAUUCCCUGGUAUGGACUCAGCUGGUUUUGGAACACGCCGUAGUAGUACUGUUACUAAGGGUGAAGAUAUACGUUAUGAUAUCACCUUAGAAUUUUCCGAGGCUAUUUUUGGUGUGGAAAAAGACUUUGAGCUUUCCCAUCUGGAAAUAUGUGAAGUUUGUGCGGGUACUGGAGCAAAGAUAGGCUCCAAAAUGAGGAUAUGCUCAACUUGUGGUGGGAGGGGUCAAGUGAUGAGAACUGAGCAAACACCUUUUGGCAUGUUUUCACAGGUUUCUGUAUGUCCCUAUUGUGCUGGGAAUGGUGAAGUUAUAUCUGAAUACUGUCGGAAAUGUUCUGGUGAAGGACGUAUACGUGUUAAGAAAAAUAUAAAAGUUAAAGUUCCUCCGGGAGUUAGCGCAGGCAGUAUUCUUAGAGUUGCUGGAGAGGGAGACUCUGGACCAAGAGGCAGGGGCCCUCCUGGAGAUCUUUUUGUCUAUCUUGACGUUGAAGAGAUACCAGGAAUUCAAAGAGAUGGCAUAAAUCUCUCCUCGACCGUAUCAAUCAGUUAUCUAGAUGCCAUAUUGGGGGCUUUUAUUCAGGUAGAGACGGUUGAAGGCAGAACUGAACUACAAAUUCCACCUGGCACUCAACCUGGGGACGUGCUUGUUCUGGCAAAAAAGGGCGCACCAAAACUGAACAAACCAUCAAUACGUGGGGACCACUUAUUUACAGUUAAAGUAACUAUACCAAAACGUAUCAGCAGUGCCAAGGAGCGUGAAUUACUUGAAGAGCUUGCUUUUCUGAAUAGCACCACCAGCAGCCGUUCACGAACUCGUCUGAAAACUCAGCCAGCUCCUAAAAGCACAGUUAAUCAAGGGGGAAAUGUUGCAGGAAAAACAGAAGAGUCAGCAGACCAAGAUGACCCGUGGAAAAAGUUACAAGAGUUUGCUGGGUCUGUUGCAAAUGGAGCUCUAAAAUGGCUGAAAGACAAUCUUUAGACUUGAUACAUUUAUUAAGAGUGAUGAAAACUCACUGACACUUACCCUGUGCACCAACCAAGUUAGCUCUGGAUUUGUCUACUUCCAAAAAACUCGUAGUCAUUUGCUUCAUAGAUUACAAAAGUUCUCAGCAUUGUACCCUAUAUAGAUGGAAUUGCAGUCUAGUGGAUAUUCUUUAUUUAUUUUACUUGUAAAUUUUUGUUACUUGGAAAACUAACAGGAAUUUUACCUCUGGCGUA
Juglans microcarpa x Juglans regia is the source of this 1909-nucleotide messenger RNA. Its product is annotated as chaperone protein DnaJ. Gene Ontology annotation, cellular component: cytoplasm. The record is from RefSeq and is a predicted model, not a curated record. Gene Ontology annotation, biological process: protein refolding; response to heat. Bases 189 to 1670 code for a protein of 493 amino acids. Lineage: Eukaryota; Viridiplantae; Streptophyta; Magnoliopsida; Fagales; Juglandaceae. The transcript is spliced from 11 exons. Gene Ontology annotation, molecular function: ATP binding; heat shock protein binding.